Messenger RNA from Acanthosepion pharaonis, 1545 nucleotides. The record is from the annotation of a GenBank genome assembly. NCBI's taxonomy places the organism in Eukaryota, Metazoa, Mollusca, Cephalopoda, Sepiida, Sepiidae.
AUGAAUAGCCACAAGUGUCGCUCGUAUUCCAGCACCUACAACGAAGAUGUCAAAGGCGCCUCCAACAGUAUUGCCAGCAUUCGACGUUACGGCACAGUCGGCAAGCGGCUGGCCAUUCGCCGGGAGCUGUUUGAGAAAAGGCGUCGCCUCGGCGAUGUCUCACUCCUUCUCGCCACUUGCGGUAUCGUCCUGAUGAUGAUUGAGUUGGAGCUUUGUCUGUCUUCCGUCAUUGAUAAGACAUCGUCGACAUCCUUCUUCGUGAAAUUGUGCAUUACCAUCACGACCAUUGUCCUCUUGGUCGUACUCGGACUAUACCACCGUGUUGAUAUAAAGCUCUUUACUAUCGAUAACUGCGUGGACGAUUGGUGUCUGGCCAUUGACCGGACCCGCGUACUCAAAAUCGGACUCGAACUGCUCAUCUGCUGUGUUCACCCGAUUCCCGGGACUUACACCAACGUUCCUUUCACGACGUCGCCCCCACAAAUGACUCCGGCAGCGGCUGUGGCGCCUGGGGCAGCUGUUGCCGCCGCCGCUGCAGCUGCCGCCGCGGCCGACGCGACAACACCAUCGCCGCUGUCAGCCGCACUUUACCCUUUCAGCGCCCACGCAGCUCCGACAACUCCGGUAUUGUCUCUGGAAAAACCUUCCCCUGCAGCGUCAACGCUUAUAUCCCCCUCCCCGGCCCCGUCAUCUUCCUCUUUUCUAAUCCCAACGUACGACGUAUUCCUCGCUCUCCCUAUGUUUUUACGCGUGUAUCUACUUUGUCGCAGUAUCAUGUUACACAGCCGUCUUUAUGAGGACGCCUCGUCACAGAGUUUGGGAGCGUUGAACAGAAUCCAUUUCAAUUUUGCGUUUAUUUUUAAGUCAUUUAUGUCUUUGCAUUCGGAUUAUGUGCUUAUCAUGAUUACAAUUACGGCCUUUCUGAUUAGCAGCUGGUGUUUGCGUCUUUGCGAGAUUCAGUUCCGACCGACCGAAGCUACUAUGUUGAAUUCAAUGUGGCUAAUCGCAGUCACGUUUCUAUCGGUUGGUUACGGAGACAUUGUUCCCGUGUCGUACUGCGGCCGGGCAAUUGCUGUUAUCACAGGAAUUAUUGGAGCAGGUUGCACGGCCCUGGUCGUAGCCGUGCUGGCGAGGAAACUGGAACUGACGCGUGCCGAAAAAUACGUCCAUGACUUUGUCAUCGAUGCCGAUCUCAAUAAGCGAAUUAAACAUGAAGCUGCCAAUGUGUUGAGGGCCGGUUGGCUUAUUUACAAAGCGAACAAGAAUCAUGCGUCAAAACGAGCUGUGAAUGAACACCAGAGAAAAAUGCUGCGGGCCAUCUACAACAUACGGGAGAGAAAGGCGCAACAGCGCCGCCUAUUAGACAGCACUGUCACCUUGGUGGAGGUGAAUAAAGGACAGUCAGACAUGUCGGUUAAUAUAGAUCAGCUGCGCAGCAAGCAGCAGGCGAUGGAGGAACAGAUUUACAGCAUUCGGAAGGCCGUACUUGGAGUGCAUGAAAAGCUAGAUAAGCUUUACCACGUCUUAAAUAAAAGUCCCUCCUGA